Messenger RNA from Zalophus californianus (California sea lion), 4922 nucleotides. It is a transcript of the gene IMPG2, whose product is annotated as interphotoreceptor matrix proteoglycan 2. The record is from RefSeq and is a predicted model, not a curated record. Gene Ontology annotation, molecular function: heparin binding; hyaluronic acid binding. Lineage: Eukaryota; Metazoa; Chordata; Mammalia; Carnivora; Otariidae. Gene Ontology annotation, biological process: visual perception.
AUGAUUAUGUUUCCUCAUUUUGGGAAGAUUUCUCUGGAUUUGAUAUUUGUCACGAUAGAAGGAAACCUUACAUCAUUAACAGCACAAACCUACAUGUCUUUAGAAGAUAUCCAAGAACCCAAGAGUGCAGUUCCUUUUUUCCUGACUGACUCAGAAUCCACAGAUACUUCUCUUUCUACUGAAAAGAAACUACCUCUGGACCACAGAGAAACUGAGAAACAGUGGUUGCUGAGAAGACGACGAUCUAUUCUGCUUCCUAAUGGUGUGAAAACCUGUCCGGGUGAAAGUGUGACAGAGGCUGUGGCAAACCAUGUAAAAUAUUUAAAGAUCAGAAUGUGUCAGGAAGCUGUCUGGGAAGCCUUCAGGACAUUUUGGGAUCGACUUCCUGGGCGUGAGGAAUAUCGUUACUGGAUGAAUUUGUGUGAGGAUGGAAUCACAACUAUAUUUGACAUGGGCACAAAUUUUAGUCAGUCUGUGGAACAUAAAAGUUUAAUUAUGAAGAAACUGACAUAUACAAAGGAAACUGCCAGCAGCCCUGAAUUGUCAUCUCUGUUUCCUGUUGGUGAUACCUCAACAUCAGGAGGUGCUAUUCUCAGUGUUCCAUAUCCAGGGGUGACCUAUGAAGGUACCUCAGAGAACAUCAAGGAGAGGCCUGAGGAGAGUAUUAGCAAUGAAAUUGAGAAUGUGAUAGAAGAAUCCACAAAACCAGCAACUGAGCAGAUUGCAGAAUUCAGUAUCCACCUUUUGGGAGAGCAAUACAGGGAAGAACUACAGGAUCCCUCCAACUUCCACCACCAGCACCUUGUAGAAGAGUUUAUUUCAGAGGUUGAAAAUGCAUUUACUGGCUUACCAGGCUAUAAGGACAUUCGUGUGCUUGAUUUUAGGUCCCCCAAGGAAAAUGGCAGUGGCAUAGAUGUUCAUUAUGCAGUUACCUUCAAUGGUGAGGCCAUCGGCAAUACCACCUGGGACCUAAUUAGCCUUCAUUCCAACAAGGUGGAAAACCAUGGUCUUGUGGAACUGGAUGAUAAGCCCACUGCUGUUUAUGCAAUUAGUAACUUCAGAGAUUAUAUUGCUGAGACACUACAUCAGAAUUUUUUGUUGGGGAACUCCUCUUUGAAUCCAGAUCCUGACUCCCUUCAACUUAUCAAUGUGAGAGGAGUUUUACUUUCUGAAACUGAAGACCUAAUUUGGAGCACCCAAAGUUCAAGUCUUCAGUCAACCCCACCAUCCAUUCUGGAUAAUACCCUUCAAGCUGAAUGGCCCUCAGCAGAUGAAUCUACCACCAGCAGUAUUUCACCACUUGAUUUCAGCUCUGGUCCUCCCUCAACCACUGGCAGGGAACUCUGGUCAGAAAGCCCUUUGGGUGAUUUAGUGUCUACACUCAAAUUAGCCUUUCCCUCGAAGGUGGGCCUCAGUUCUUCCCCAGAGGUUUUAGACGUUAGCAGCUUGACUCUUCAUUCUGUCACCCCAGCAGUGCUUCAGACUGGCUUGCCUGUGGUUUCUAAGGAAAGGACUUCUGGAUCUCACAUACUAGAAGAUGGAUUAAUCAAAGUUGAAGGGUCAGAAGAUUUUCUUUCUGUUCAUCAAUUGCCUUCAAGUCCAUUCACUCACCUGGUGCCAAAGGAAACAAUACCAUCUGUGGAAGACUCUGGAGUGUCUUUGACAUCCUCACCAUAUCUGACCUCCUCUGUCACUGUAGAUCUUCUUGCUAAAGAAGUAACUAUCCCUUCUGGCUUGGACUCUUUGGCCUCCAAAGUCAAAGACGAAUUAGAAGUGAGCACUUUGAUGCCAGACACAUCCAUAGAAAAAGAGUUUAUAUUUGAGAGUGGUUUAGGUUCAGGGUCUGGGCAAAAGGUAGAUCAGAUUACUUGGCCAUGGAGUGAGACUUCAUUAGAGAAGAGUUCUGAACCACUGUCUAAGUCAUGGCUUGAAGAUCAGGAGUCACUUUUGCCAACUGAGGGUAUAGAUGAGAAAUUAGUUAUAGAUGACAAAAUAGAUUCUACAGGGCAAAGUAUUGACUAUUUAAAAUAUGGGCAUUUUGAUAGAUCCACAAAGUUUGCAGAGGAAGAGCUCAUUGGUGGACCUACUAUGCCCAUCUUUGCAGAGACCACAACUCAAUCUGCAUCUCUAAUUCUCUCCAAGCAAAUAUCAGAGGUACCUGACAUAGAUUAUUACUCAAUUACCAAUGCACCUCUUCUACUGACAUCUAUAGCAAUCUCUGCUUCUACUGAUAAACCAGAGCUACCAUUUCUAAAGGAGGAUAUGGAACAAACUACAGAAUCAUCCAACCACGAAUGGUUUGACAAUGAGGUUUCAGUAACGAAGCCAGAUAUGCAACAUUUGGGGACCAUAUUGCCAGAAUCAGAUGUACUUUGGGCAGGAACUUCUUCCCUAGGGAAAUUGUCUAGAGACACAUUGGCAAGUACACCACAGACUACUGACAAGCUCUGGCUGAAAUCUUCCAUGACACAGUCUACCAAAGUGUCUCCAACCACAAGCUCCACCCUGCUAGAGGAUGAAGUAAUUAUGGGUGUUCAGGAUAUUUCAUUAGAACUGGACUGGAUAGGCACAGAUUACAAUCAGCCUGGGCUAAUCCCGGAGGAAAAUGGCAAGGUUGGUAGUUAUGUGGAAAUGUCUACAAAUGUUCACUCCACAGAGAGGGCUAUUGUGGUGCAGCCCACGGAAGGACAUGACUUGAAUCAUACCCAGACUGCAGGAGCUUUGUUGGUUUUCUUCAGCCUCCGAGUGACAAACAUGAUGUUUUCAGAAGAUCUGUUUAAUAAAAACUCUUUGGAAUAUAAAGCACUGGAGCAAAGAUUUUUAGAACUGCUGGUUCCCUAUCUCCAGUCAAAUCUCACAGGGUUCCAGAAUUUAGAAAUCCUGAACUUUAGAAAUGGCAGUAUUGUGGUAAACAGCCGAAUGAAGUUCGUGAAGUCUGUCCCUCCUAAUGUCAACAAUGCUGUAUACAUGAUUCUGGAAGACUUUUGCACCACUGCCUACCAGACCAUGAACUUGGCUAUUGAUAAAUACUCCCUUGAUGUGGAAUCAGGUGAUCAAGCCAACCCUUGCAAGUUUCAGGCAUGCAAUGAAUUUUCUGAGUGUUUAGUCAACCCUUGGAGUGGAGAAGCAGAGUGCAGAUGCUACCCUGGGUACUCGAGUGUGGAAGAACUACCCUGUCAGAGUCUCUGUGACCUACAGCCUGACUUCUGCUUGAAUGAUGGAAAGUGUGACAUUAUGCCUGGACAUGGGGCCAUUUGUAGAUGCCGGGUGGGUGAGAACUGGUGGUACCGAGGUGAACACUGUGAGGAGUUUGUGUCUGAGCCCUUGGUCAUAGGCAUCACCAUUGCCUCCGUGGUUGGACUUGUGCUUGUCUCUUCGGCUCUUGUCUUCUUCUUUGUCAGGACUCUUCAGGCUCAUUAUGUUAGGAGAGAAACAGAGAGCAUCUGAAGAACCUGAACCAACCAUACUUUUUUUUGUGACUCCAGCAGGCAGCCCGACAGCCUUGCAUCCAUUGAAAAUGCUAUUAAAUACAAUCCUGUGUAUGAAAGCCACGUGGCCGGACCCAAGCAGCCUGAGAAACCCUAUCCUCAGCACCCCUUCUCUAGUUCUGCAGGUGGAGAGAUGAUUGGUGGUCUGAGCAGAGAAGAAAUCAGGCAAAUGUAUGAGAACAGUGAGCUUUCCAGUGAGGAAAUUCAAGAAAGAAUGAGAAUAUUGGAACUGUAUGCCAGUGAUCCUGAGUUUGUAGCUCUUGUGAGAGAACAUCAAAUGGAAGAACUUUAAUCAAAACUUGUAUUUUGAAACUGACCAGAAGCCUAAAGAAGAUGGAGAUCACUUCCUACCUAUGUCAUAUAAUUAACCUGGAUUACGAACUCUGUUGGAAGAAGAAUUUUCACUUAAAAAAUUAAGUUUGGGGACCAAAUUUUUUUUCUAGCUUAAACUUCAGAAUGUAGUAAGAGAUGUGACAGUUUUUAUACCUACAAAGUCCAAAAGCUGUAUUUAAAGAAACUGAAAACUGUAUGAGUUCUGGAAAGUAUUCUACAAGGAAAAAAUGGCCUGGGAGUUCAGGCUGCAUUUGCUGUCUGCUUCUGAAUCUCUGAAGGUGUGUCUGAGUAACUGUGGCUCAGGUUUUCCUGGAGGAAGAUAAGGUGAGAUUCUUACAGGAGAAGGCAGGUUUAGUAAGUGAGUAUUUUGUAGCAUGUUUGGUAUUGUUAGGUGGAAUGAGAGACCUUUGAAGUAGUUUUAAUAGAGUUUGUAGUCAGACACUCAUCUAAAUAAAAAAUAUUGUUUUUUUGGCAAUUAGACUGCUGAAGAAAAAAACACCUUUUGCUGUAGUAUAGAGUUAAGCUUGUCAUUUUUCUACCAGAGUUUUGAAUUUCCUGGGCAUGUGAAUCAAGGCCACAUUUUUGUUAACUAUGUCAGUAUCCUUUUUUUCAGUUGUCAAGGACAAUACAUAUGUAUAAUGUUUAAUGGGUUCCUGUUAGACUGCUGAUGAAUUUAAUCAUGUAGACAGGGAGGGAGUGGGCAUUGGGUCAAGGCCCGGGCACUGAGAAUACACUUUGCCAAUUGGUGGGUGGACUGAGUCCAGCUAAUGGGCUCCCUACUCUUUGUCUGCUUUUUCAUGUUGUCCUAGGCAAGUCCUGGAUCUUCUCUAGUUCCUGGUAUAUUAAUUUGGAAAGCAGCACCAACUACCUCACAUAGUAUAGGUUAGCUUGUUUACAUUGCUUCUCCAUUAUGUAGUAGCUCGUGUCUAAAUUCAUUCCUGCUUCCAUGAAACAUGACAGGACUUUUAUUGCAAUUAAAAAUUUUUAAAAAUUAGGUAGGAAAUGUCCACAUAUUAUAUAAAUCUUAGUUGAAAAUGGAAGUUUUCCUCUUUCUCUCUAGUAUGUUUUCGAAUGGGUAGCUUUGGAGGGGGCAAGGAGAGG